AGAAACUUUUGAAAUUAUAAUCCAGCAUUCAAGAAACUAUACUAACAUUAUGUUCAGAAACCAGCACAGAAACAAUGCAAAGGACAUUUCUGAGAUUGUUGGAGAACUUUUCACAGAUAUUUCUCUUUAUAUACUGGGGUCUGACCUGAAUGUCAACAACAUGAUAAAUGAGUUUUUCGACAGUUUAUUCCCAAUAAUGUAUCGGCAAUUAGUUAAUUCUGGUUUUCAAGAUCUCUCAGGUACAACAGGGGAAUGCCUACGGAUUGCCAGGAAAGAUGUCAAAGUGUUUGGAGGCUACCCCAACCUAAUUAUGACACGGGUGUCAAAAUCCUUACAGACUGCUCGAGUUUUCCUUCAAGCCCUCAAUUUAGGCAUUGAAGUAAUUAACACUACUGACCACUUAAAGUUCACCAAAGACUGUGGGAGAGCAUUGCUUAAAAUGUGGUAUUGUCCUCACUGUCAAGGCCUGCUGAUGGCAAAACCAUGUUUAGGAUACUGCAGUAGUACAAUGCAGAGCUGUCUGUCAAGUGUUACUGAGAUACAGUAUCACUGGAAGGAAUAUAUCAGAUCUCUAGAGGCCCUAGCUAACAGCAUGCACGGAACCUACGAUGUGGAACAUGUCUUGCUCAAUCUGCACUCGCUGAUAAAGAAUGCUGUCGUGUAUGCUCAAAAGAAUGGAGGAAAAUUAUCAACAACAAUUAAGAAAAUAUGUGGCCAUACUUGGAGGAGACAGGCUCGAUCUACAUUCUAUCCAGUGGGUCUUUAUGUUGAUCAGAAAAGAAUAAAGCAUAGCUAUGCCGAGCAUGAGGAAACCCUAAGUAAAAGAAGAAGAGAGUUUAUUAAUAAGUUGAAAACCUCCAUCAAUUUCUAUGCCACUCUGCCCCAUCAGUUGUGCAGUGGAGACUAUGCAAUUCAGAAUGAUUCCCUCUGCUGGAAUGGACAAGGCAUAGUGGAAAGAUAUGUCUAUCCAGUGCUAAAGAACACGGCAAAGGCUCAAACAUCCAGCAAUAGUGAUGCAAAGGGGAAAGGGAGAGAACCGGUAGUAAAUCAAAUCAUCGACAAAUUAAAACACAUUAAUCAGUUAUUAAAAGGUAUUGCAAUACCUCGAAUGAGAACUGGAAAUAAAGACAUGGGAUCAACUGAAGGAGAUGUCCUAGAAAGUGGAGACUGUGAUGAUGAAGAUGAAUGUGGUGGUUCUGGGAAUGGUGGAUUUAAGAUCCAGCAACAGCCCUGGUUCUCUUCAGAAUUACCUGAUGAAUUAUUUGUGGAUGACAUCAACUUUCACAAACAGCUUUUGACUCCACAGAGGGGAAAUGAAGUUUCAUCAAACACUGCUGGACCAAGAUAUGCUUUUGAUUACGUCAUGCAUAGAAGUCUUACAAUGAGCUCCACCAGUUUUUUGACAUUUUAUUUUCUCUUCCAUUGACAGCUGCAAAUAAUGAGGGACUAUUUUUUUUUACGUUGUUUACCUUUUAACUUAGCAAAGCUGACUGAAUAUAGCUGACUUUGAGAUGUGUCAAUUUCUUCUCAGACAUUUAUGUCAAAGGUAUGGAAUAGGUAAUUAUGUAUGGAAUAAAAAAACAGAGGGGAAAGAGAAUCUGCUGAAUGUUAAUGGACACUAUAUUUUUAAGAAUACAUAUGCCAGGAAUUUAAAAUGACUUAAUACAUGCUGUAUGAUUUUGUUUUGUUUUUUGUUGUUUUUAAUUUAUUUGUUUUUUGUCUUUUUUUUCACUUUUUCAAUACUUGUAAACUAAUGGGCCAAAAUUUUAUUUUUCUAUUUUUUUUUUUUUUUUUACUUUUUAUUGGAGUGCUUGUGGGUUAGUAGAAUUUGUAUUUAAGUAAUGAUAAUAUUAAAAAAAGUUUGUAUUUAUUCACCAGAAAGUGUUUCAAGUACAUCAGCUCUGAGGUUUACAAGUGGAGAGCCCUGACUACAUCCCGAUGACAUGGGAUUUAUUAUCAUUCCUGACUCUGGAGAAAAUGACAAUGGCAAGUUGUUUGGGAUUUGGGAACUUAAGUCAAUGAUGACCUAACUUUUGACCAACACGCGGCUAUUGUAAGAAAGCUCUUCUAUAUUGCACAGCUUAUAAACAAAGGGAUUGUGUCUAGAUUUAGGGAAGUCAUUGUUCUCCUUUUACUCAGUCCUUAUUAGGCCAAUCAUUGAAUACAAUGCCUCCUUUGAUAUGCAUCUGUCCAGUCACAUGCAAUAAGUGGAACACCCAGAGAGAUACCUUGCUUAUAAGGUCACAGGGCCUAAACAACAUGUCCUACACAGACCAACUCAAAGCCUUGUCACUAUAGUCUGCAUCCUACAGACUAAGAGAUUUCCUGGGAAUGGCAUACAAGGCAUCCUUUGACCCAUUAUUGUUGGAUUUGCUGCACAUCAGCAAGUCAAAUGGCAUCAGAAAUACUCUGUCAAGAGAUCUAAACCUCUUCUGCAACAUCAACAGAAUGAUUUGGAGGGUCAGGUAUUUCUCACAGAGCAAACUGCUGCUGUGGAAUAGACUUCCCACCCACAUAAAACAAAGUUCAUCUCUCUCCAUUUUCAAGCACAAUUUAAAUCUAUGAAUGGGAAACAGAAAAUUUACCCCAGACUGUCCACUGUACUACUAAUGGACAGAGUCAGCUCCUUAAUGCUCUGUCCCAUGCAUGGGUCGCAAGUCACCUCUUAGUUUGUAGGAUACAGACUAUAGUGACAGGUAUGAUCCUAGUUAUUCCCAUUAGGAGUGAUAUAUAAUUAUUGACCAUGGGAUGGGUAAGAGCAAUUUAUAACCUAAUGGGAUAGGAUAUUCGGAGCACUAAAAGGAAAAUUGUCUAGGCUUAAAAUGGCCUAGUACUUGCCUAUGAACCUUUGAGAAGAACUGAAGGGUUAAGCCCACUUGCAUCUCUCAGGGUGGGAUAGCAGAAUUAAAUGACCCAGACUGCACUUUCUGCUCAAGCUCUUCAUGGAGACAAUAGAACCGGAAGUAUUUAUAUGAAUGAGGCAGUGCAUAUGUGGACUUGGAUCCCUAAUGGAUGAGCAACAGUUCUACUGUCUGAUAUCAUCAGAGACAUUUCUAGGCGUAUUAGGAGUUAAGGUAGGUCUAGGGGAAGAAAAGUAAACUCUGAUCUCCAUCAUGGGUAAUGGCACAGUUCCAGCAAUACCAGCCCUAACCACAAGGGAAACAAAUGAGCUAUAGAUUUUUCUUCCCUGAAUGAAUAAAUGAAAGGACCAGUACAGUCUCUGGGGAUAAGGCUUGAUGUCAGCCCAGACUGAAGAUAAAGAGGCAUUUUCUUUUUCUGAUUUUGUAAAAUUGUUGUAAUUACAUUUUGAUUUAUGAUCUUUUCUGCAGUUGCUGUAUGUAAUAAUUACAAAAAUUGCAAAAUGAAAAUUUUAGAAGCUGUUUUUCUGGGUUUUAAAUUAGUUACAGUGUAAUGAUAUUGUCAAACAAUGAAGUAAUUAUUUUUUUUAUGUGCAAUGUUUAUUUCUUUAGCCUAUUUCUCUAAGAAAAAGUAAAAUGUUAAUUGCAGUCCAUUGAUAGAAGUUUGGAGUUUAACUUAAUGUGGUCAUUCUGCAUUGCUUAUGAAUUACAUGCACUAAUAAAGGCAACACAGGGAAUCUUA
This is a messenger RNA of Protopterus annectens (West African lungfish), 3600 nucleotides long. It is a transcript of the gene GPC3, whose product is annotated as glypican 3. The transcript has 6 exons. Gene Ontology annotation, cellular component: cell surface; plasma membrane; extracellular region. Bases 50 to 1426 code for a protein of 458 amino acids. Gene Ontology annotation, biological process: positive regulation of canonical Wnt signaling pathway; cell migration; regulation of protein localization to membrane. Lineage: Eukaryota; Metazoa; Chordata; Ceratodontiformes; Protopteridae. The record is from RefSeq and is a predicted model, not a curated record.